Xenopus laevis (African clawed frog) is the source of this 1798-nucleotide messenger RNA. It is a transcript of the gene cbx8.S, whose product is annotated as chromobox 8 S homeolog. Gene Ontology annotation, biological process: negative regulation of transcription by RNA polymerase II. The transcript has 4 exons. Gene Ontology annotation, cellular component: PRC1 complex; chromatin; nucleus. Gene Ontology annotation, molecular function: chromatin binding. Bases 62 to 1063 code for a protein of 333 amino acids. Lineage: Eukaryota; Metazoa; Chordata; Amphibia; Anura; Pipidae. The record is from RefSeq and is a predicted model, not a curated record.
CGUGCACUUACCGUUUUUGUAGCAGGAGGAUCGCUGGAACUGAAGGAGGACUCGUGGCAGCAUGUUAGCAGAGUUACUGCGCAGCAGGAAAUACAGCACCUGGGAGCCAGAGGAGAACAUUUUAGAUGCCAGAUUAGUAGCAGCUUUUGAAGACAGGGAGAGAGAAAGAGAAAUGUAUGGUCCAAAAAAACGAGGCCCUAAACCUAAAACUUUCCUCCUGAAGGCACAAGCCAAGGCGAAUGCAAAGACAUAUGAGUUUCGUACUGAAUCUACUCGUGGAGUUAGGUUUCCAUAUCCUGGUCACCCCUCUCAGGAACUGCCAUCCAGAUCCAGAGAAGGAUUACGUAGCAUACCCACCUCCUCCCAGGGGAGCAGUUCAACCAGAGGAGACAUCUUCAGGGAGCGGCUAGGGAGGACAGAGAUCAGAGGAGAACAUUACCCAAUGAAGAUUAAGAGGAAAAAGAAACACCGCCAUGACAAAGGACAUUGCGAGGCAGGCACCCAGGCCAUAAGGACCUCUGCUACCAAUAAUUUAAACCAAUUGGAGACUGUCACAGGCUCUGCCAGAACAGAUAAUCCCAAUGCAGAAAAAUAUCAUGCUACUCACAGUGUCAUCCAGUUAGCAAGACGUCAAGACACAGAAUUGGUAUCUUCCAACCAGGCAGGUCCUGGCUUCGUGCGCAGGGAACGUGGAUUGACACAGACUGGGCAAGAUAUCCAGCAGCUUAAUACUGACAACCGUCCACACAGGACCAAACACAGAGUUAACUUCAUGGCCUCCAUGUGCAAAGAAUCAAGUGUUUCAAGUAGCAGGCGCAGCUUGGGAUACCAGGAACAAAUAUCCGACUUCUACAGGGGAGCAUUGGGAACCCAUGGCGGGAAACCCUCCCUCAUUGCCCGAAUACCUGUCGCUAGGAUCUUGGGGGAACCUGAAGAGGAACCAUGGAGACCCCCAAUGGAGAACUUAGAGAAAGUGUUGGUGACAGAUGUUACUUCAAACUUUCUCACAGUUACAAUAAAGGAGAGCAGCACUGAUCAAGGUUUCUUUAAGGAGAAAAGAUGAGAUUGUUUUGUUUUUUGUUGUUGCUCCCUUUAUACAUAUAUAAUAUAUACAUCUAUACACAUACAAAUACAAGUACAUUCUUGUACCAGCUUCAUUUUUUGAUAAUAGACCUUGCAUUGGUUACAGAGAGCACAGUGUGAUCUGCAAUUGAGCAUGUUGAAAGGCUUGCUCAGAACACUUAAUUAAAAUAUUUGUAAAAAUGCUGAUCACCAAUGCAUGGAAGAGAUGGUAGGCAAAAAAAAUCAAUAUAUUCCCAUUAAUUCACAAACCAGUAAUACUUUCAGCCACAGGGGUCAACUUUCUCAAUAACUUUCACACAUUUCCCCGUACAUGUCAUAUGUGCACGGGUUCUUGGACACCUUCCUGGGGCACACUCCCUUUCUCUGCCACCUGUGCACUCUCAGUUGCUUAUAUGUAGUUCAGGUCAAUCUGUUGUGCACAUUUGCAAAUACUUCAGGCACAAAUACCCACAAAUGUAAGCGGCACAAUGAAAUAAAAAAAAAUAUAUUGCAGCUCUUCUCUUUGACAGUGUGAAAAAAGUCCUGUUUUAUCUGUUUGCUGUAAUAACCAAUUCCUUAAAAUGUUUUGUAUUAGCUGUAAAUAUGUUAUUUAAAAUAAUAUAAUUCUGCAAAAACUAUAAAUUCAUCUGUUCAUCUCUAAAGUCGCCCCUUCCGUUCUUAAAAUAAUCCACAACCAUUUUAGGAUUUGGGCUCAAUUAAACGAAUAUUAAACCUA